AUGCCACCCACACCAAAAGAGAUGAGCGACAACAUUGACCAGACCAUUGACAGCCUGAAUACACAAUGGGAUCUCAGACUUCCCAAGCUCCGUGGUGGGGAAGAUCCUCCCGCCGAUGAGUCGGAACGUCUGGCUGGCAAAUGCUCGAAGCUAAUCAGAUUCCUCUGUUUCAAGACAACUACCACGAAAACAGCUCUGGACAAGUUCAAGGAGCGCGCACGGACAAUUCACUCUCAAUGGGUUUUCAAGCCCUUACAAGAACCAGGCACCUUACCUGUGCUGCCCGUGGUCAAAAGUCUCGUUGCUCGCAAGGCUGGCCCGGUCCGUUUGAGCGAUUCCCAGCGAUGCGCACUUCUAGAACUUCUAUACGCCAUAUUGAAGGGAGCAAAAGAGGACUACGAGUUGGCAAAACUCUCGGAUGCGUUCUCAACCGAGCCAGCUACUACAUCGACCGCGGGGUUUGCGACCGCUCCGACAACCCCAGUUAAAGAAGCACCGCCAUGGGGGCAAGACUACUUCUCAACCCCACCACGCGAGAUCCAGCAGCAAUCUGAGGCUCAGGAGACUGAGUUGGAUGAGCCACACUUGAAACACCCUAUCUCAAUAUCUUCAAAGCGCACAUUGGCCUCUCCUAAUGGGGUCAGUCCUAUCCCUGAACUUCAGAUUCCGUCUGCUCACUUUUCGCCACAGCAAAACAAGCGACAGCAAACUCUCUCAGAGUUCCGACAAUUCAGACAUAUCUCAGAGCCUCGUCUAGAAACCCGCACAGACCGACCUCCUGAUCCCAUCAGCUUUGAGACUGCGGUUUCUCCUGACGCGUCAUCCGUUUUCUCGAGUGCCGAUGAAGGGAACGGAGGGCAAAUAUCGAAUGACACAUCCAUGGUCAGCUCGCAGGCUGAAGAGUCACAAAACUUAUUUCCAACUCAAGAUUACAAUGAGAUAUUCAAUGAUGACCAAUUCUCCACUUCCUUCAGUGAAUUGAGCAAGGCUGCCAGCCCGUUCGACCCAACCAGUCUCGAAGUCAAUGGCCCCUUUAAAAUACAAGCAAUGCUACCGCCACAUGUCCCGUUUUGGUAUUGUUGGGAAUUGCACCGACUUGCGCCCUUGUUUGGCCUGAAACCAAUCGACCUAUACCAGAAGAUUGGAGAAACCAACAAGAUAUCUACCAUGUCUGGUGAAGAUUUCUGGGCUACAGUUAAGGAGCUUUGUCGUGCAAAGGCUGUGCAACCACUACCUCAGAAAUCAAACCUACCUCGGUGGAUUACGCAAGAAAGCAACUACACGGAUAUAAGAACGAACAGCGUCGCCCAUUUCACCGGCACCUUGCAAUGGAAUGAAGACGGUUCCCAGAGCCUACUUCAGCUUCGACUGAAUGCCGUUCAGCUGGUGCAAUCAAGCCGCUUCCAUCGAAAAUUUGGUGCUGACAGAUUCCUUGCUCUUGACGGUCCCGCUUUUAGGAUUCCGGACAAACUUCGAGCACUCAGCUCGAAGACUGCACCAGUGUAUGACAAGAUCAUUGAUCUUCUGGCGUCAAAUUCGCAUUUCAUUGCAGGACGCUAUUGGAGAGUAUGCUUUGUCGAAGAGUUGAAGUCUAAAGCACGGCGCAAUAAGGCGUCAUCGCGGCAUUCAAGAUUCAUCCUCUUCGCAGAGACCGGGUUCGACAUUGUGCCACGACCUCUCUUGAAACUCAAUGUGCCGGACCUCAAGGCUGACGGUCAACACCGCACUAUUAUGCGACAACAAGUGAUGCAGUGGCAUAUGCCCCUCGAUGCGAACUCUGGUUCGAAGGAUCUUAAACUGUUCUCCAGAUGGAGCAUUGGAUUCUCGAGGACGACUCCUACGGUAGAGCUGAAACGGCAUGAGUUUUUACACAAACAUGACGAGCUUGGUGACAUGCCUCUUGACGGUUCAGACAGCAAAGUGAUGAAUGAUGGCUGCGCUUUAAUGUCUUACCCACUCGCCAAAGCGAUUUGGGCAGCGUACGGCGGCGAAGGCGAGCCACCUUCUGCUGUCCAAGGACGCAUCUCAGGUGGUAAGGGUUUAUGGUUAGUGGAUUACCAAAACAUGCACGCCGAUGUCAGCGACAGAGGCUACUGGAUAGAAGUAUCCGAGUCUCAAUUGAAGGUCAAACCACAUCCACGCGACCGCGAUGAUGCAGAUUCGGACCCAACCUUGCGAACGUUUGAGGUGUUGAAAUAUGCCAGCGAAUGCAAGCAAGCACAUUUGAAUAUCCAACUCAUCACCAUCCUCGAAGACAGGGGGAUUCCACCCUCCAUACUGCGAGACAAAUUGCAGUCGGAUGUUCAAUCGUUCUCGGCGUCUCUCACAGACGCUAUGAAAAAUCCGAAACAGCUUCGUCUCUGGAUGCAAGAGCAUACACAUACAUCCCGCGUUACGGCUCGGAGCUACUUGGGCUCGUUCCCGUCCAAGAACAACGAGCAGAUAAAAGUCCUAUUGGAGUCUGGCUUUCAUCCGCAAAUGUGCAAGAAGCUCAUCACCAAUGCUUAUCGUCUACUCAGCGAUUACAUGACCAAUUAUACGGACAAGAUGCGGAUUCAGAUACCCCAUUCUACGGCAGUCUUCUGUGCACCGGAUCCAUUAGGCGUGCUUGCACCUGGGGAAGUGUAUCUGGGUUCUUCGAACCCUAUUAUACAUCCCGUCACCGAGAUCAGAGAAACCACGCUCGAAGGUCUUGAACUCCUUGUUGCUCGAAAUCCAGCACAUCUGGCAUCCGACAUGCAAAAAUGCACAGCUGUCUAUAAACAUGAGCUGCGUCACUACAAGAAUGUUAUUCUGUUCUCACAGAAAGGUGCUGUCCCUCUCGCCUCACUGCUAUCUGGCGGCGAUUACGAUGGAGAUGUGGUAACAUGUAUCUGGGACCCAGAGAUUGUUCGACAUUUUCGCAACGCCGAGAUGCCACAAAUGCCGAAAGAGAUUGAGUGUGGUAUGGUUCAGCGCUCAGAACUAUUAUCAGUCAUGUUCAAAAAAGGACGCCCACUCGAUGAAAAUUUUGAGACCUAUUUCCGCAAAUGUAUUGCUUUCAACGCGCAGCCCAACUUGCUAGGCUCGUGCUCGUCAGAACAUGAAAAGUUAGUUUAUGCCCUCAGUCAAACACGAGAAACCAACAAACUAUCCCACCCUGGUGCCGUGAAACUGGCAGCGCUGGCAGGUUUCCUGGUCGAUAGCACCAAGCAGGGUUGGGACCUUCCGGAGAAAGAGUGGCACAAAAUCCGCAUGAAAUCGAGUGGCUCCAGCAGCUUACAAGAGCCUGCCUAUAAAGCCGGAAGCUCGAGGAAGCGAGACGAGCUCUUGAACAUAAUUGACUACCUCAGGUUCGACGUUGCCGAGACCUUGAAAGAAAAGGCGCUACGAAAGUUCGCGAGGCUAAGAGACGCUGGAAAGGUACUCAACUACGAUAGGGAUCUAAGCCAACAUUGGCUUUACUGGUCAUCUCCGAUAGAAAAGCAUAGGACAGAGACGAGACAAGCAGCUCGGUUUCGGGUUGGACAGCACACUUCUGAUGCUACGACAGGAUUAUCGGGCCGACAGAUCAAAGGGCCAGAUGCUGUAGACUUGGAGAUGCUUACUGACUUGUUGGAGGGUAAGCAAGGUCUUCUUGAACAAAUCAAAGAGGUGGACGCAAUAUGGGCAAGGCUGAACCUCCAGAUUGAACCGACUCCCGACGAAGCUAGAGACUGGGAGAAGUAUCGCCUUGCGAUUGAAACGGUGCAUGAGAAGUUCCGAGCCAUCCAACCGAAACGAAUGGAUCAUGAGCUUGGUCGUCGCUGGAAGGCAGAACAGGACCAACCAUUAUCCGACUGGGCUCUCCUCAAAGCAUCGUGCCUCCAUAAGACGGUCUGCUCAAGAGGAAUUUCCCCAGAAUGGGUGUGGUAUGUCGCCGGACGAGAGUUCUGUUACUUGAAGGCACUGCGACACGCAGGUGGUAUCAGAAUCGUUGUUUCGGAGAUUCAUGACUUUUACAAGGUGGACACAAAGUAUGCUAGAGCCUUGUUGGAAGGCUCACUUGACGAUCGAGGUGACGAGGAGAAUGCCGUUGAUGAAGAGAACUUGAUGGAUGACGAUGUCGGAUUGGAAAUGGAAUGA
Fonsecaea monophora is the source of this 4104-nucleotide messenger RNA. RefSeq lists its product as hypothetical. The transcript is spliced from 2 exons. Gene Ontology annotation, cellular component: nuclear RNA-directed RNA polymerase complex. NCBI's taxonomy places the organism in Eukaryota, Fungi, Ascomycota, Eurotiomycetes, Chaetothyriales, Herpotrichiellaceae. The record is from RefSeq and is a predicted model, not a curated record. Gene Ontology annotation, molecular function: RNA-directed RNA polymerase activity. The coding region runs from base 1 to 4104 and encodes 1367 amino acids. Gene Ontology annotation, biological process: siRNA processing.